AAUACAUCAUAAACAAUGUCUAGAAGACAACUUCCCGACCUCCAUACUCUACUUUUCAUCAUGGAGUAUAUUUUGCUUUUUCCAUGUCAAUACCUCCAUCAUAUUGGACAAUAUGCAGUAGCGGUGAACCCUCCGUCAAAACCCCUCUCUUCCCUUCUCACUCACUCGGCAGCCAUGGCGGCCCCAGACGAGCACAUGAUCCUUCGCCACGAUCAGGCCAGGUAUCGCGACAUCGCCAGCCAUCUCGUGCUUCGCCGUCGAUUAACUCGCAGCAAAUUCGCCGAGCACAAGCCCGGCGUCAGCUCAGAGCUCGACGAGGCCCCGAUCGAUUGGGUCAUCGCUCUCACCCUCCUCAUCCAGAAGCUUCUCUCCAUCAUCAGCUCCCCCCUUCUCUGGUUCGGACAUCUCGUCGAGUUUUUCCUCAACUUCUUCUCCCUCAACGGCGGAUUCUUCGGCAUCCUUCCCCGCUUGCUCACAUUUUCUGUGGUGAUUCCGAGAAGGCACGCGGCUAAUUUCAGAUCUAUUAUCUGUCACAUUGAUGGACGAUAUGAGCUAUUUAGGAGCAUUUUUCUGAGCGAUUAUACUUCGAUAGAGCCGAUUCCAGGGCUGGACAUCAAUCCCUUCUGCCUCUCGAUGAUGGCGGCGAAGCUCGCCUAUGAGAACGGGGCUUUCAUCGAAAACCAAGUCAAAAAAUACUGGAAGAUGCAUUUUGUCAGAUUCUUCAAC
Messenger RNA from Phalaenopsis equestris, 726 nucleotides. RefSeq lists its product as uncharacterized. The record is from RefSeq and is a predicted model, not a curated record. Lineage: Eukaryota; Viridiplantae; Streptophyta; Magnoliopsida; Asparagales; Orchidaceae. The transcript is spliced from 4 exons. Gene Ontology annotation, molecular function: triacylglycerol lipase activity. Gene Ontology annotation, biological process: lipid metabolic process. The annotation marks the transcript as partial.